Molecule: messenger RNA, 1119 nt
Organism: Neospora caninum
Lineage: Eukaryota; Apicomplexa; Conoidasida; Eucoccidiorida; Sarcocystidae
Exons: 7
Coding region: 1-1119 (372 amino acids)
Source: RefSeq, a predicted model, not a curated record
AUGGCGACGACGGGAGGCCUCGUCCGACUCGGGACUACGGGGUACGGGACGUAUGUUGGGAAUGAGGACGAUGAACAGCUAACUACGAUGGGCAGUGUCGGCCCUAAAAAGAAGGGGAGUGUCGCCCACCGAGGAUCCUUCUACGGCCGUCUGGGAACAAAAACAACCGACGCGGAACCGGAGGCCUCCAUUUCGAAAUCUGACACAGGGAAGGCACCCGAGGCCAUGAAGCAAAUGCGCGUUCAGCUCUACUAUGAUGAGGAUGCGUACCCCGCCGGCGUCGAACUCGAUUUGUUCGCUUUGCUGUAUGACAAGGAAUGCAAGUAUCUUGACUGCGUGUUUUACCGGAACACGGAGGGGGCGAACGGCGCAUUCUCUUUGAAUGUCGCUACCAAUUCCCUGGCUAUGGAUUUGACGCGCAUUCCGGAAGAGUGCUCCACCAUCGUUCUGGCUGCGGCUGUUUACACACUGGGCCUUUCUCUGCCUGAACUGGAACGAGGCCGCAUUCAGAUAUGCGGCGGCUUUAUGGGGCCGACUGUGAAAGACAUCGUCCUCGGAGGUCUACAACCGCCGCCGGAUGUUGCCAGUGCCUCCGGACUUGUGUAUUUUGCAAUUGGAGAGAGGAACGGGCAGUGGUACUACAAGGAUGCGCAAAUGUUCACAAGUCCAAGCCUUGACGCCAUUAUGCGUCCUGCCAAGGAGCUGGCCACCAGACUGGACACGGAGAUGAAACGACCACAGAUUUAUGGCCUCCAGAAACUCGACAUGUUACUCCAAGCGGCAAACGCGCCGAACCGAGCACUCUCCGUGGCCUCUGAGAUCAGCGACUCGCUGCGCGCCGACAGUCAUUCGCGACUUUUUGGCGAUUCAGUCGCAGAUUCUCUCACUCGAGCCAACACUGUGCGCCGGCGGAUCGCUGCGCUCAAGCAGUCCAUUUCUUCUCAAGACAGUCUACUGGACUCUGCAAAAUGUGGCGUGGACGAGGUUUUCCGGCGGAGACUCAACGGACGCCUGAGCGAUAUUGAGGAACGCCAAAAUAUCUUGGAAGAGACUUUGAACAAAGUCAUUGCCCGGCUAGACUACCUGUACGCCUUUUUGGAAGUCGACGAAGAUCACUGA